Messenger RNA from Dichomitus squalens LYAD-421 SS1, 1549 nucleotides. RefSeq lists its product as uncharacterized. Gene Ontology annotation, biological process: post-translational protein targeting to endoplasmic reticulum membrane. The record is from RefSeq and is a predicted model, not a curated record. The coding region runs from base 213 to 1076 and encodes 287 amino acids. The transcript has 8 exons. Gene Ontology annotation, cellular component: TRC complex. NCBI's taxonomy places the organism in Eukaryota, Fungi, Basidiomycota, Agaricomycetes, Polyporales, Polyporaceae.
UUUCCCUGCCCUUGUGCCGUGCUCGUCCACAUACGUGUGUCCUGUCUGCCGUGCUACUCUCCCUUCUCCUGCCCCAUUCCUGUCCUGUUCUCUGCUAUCAAGGGUGGCACCGAAGUCGUUUCCACACAGUUCCGCGCCAUAAAGCGAUAUUCGCUUCUGCUUCUCUAAUAACCGCCCAGUUCACCGCACCCGGAUAUUCUCUUUCGUCUCUCAUGGCUUACGCAGGCCUCGGGGCUCUCCAAAUGUUCAACGGCUUCAACGGCAACCAGCCCAUGCCACCCAGCGAGGCCGAGCUCGCAACCCAAGCCCUCAAUGAGGAGUCUCUCUACCGCUUCCCGUCUUUCGACUCCGAUGCGGCCGUCAUGCUAGGUCUCUCUCUGCGUAAACGCUUCCGUUCGUCUUCAAGACACGUAAAGGUCCGCGGCAUGGUCAUCUCAAUACAGACCAUCGCCGGCCACACUCUCUUCUCGUGUACAGUUGGCAACUUGGGCGGCCUGGACGGCGCCGGUGACGUCAGCCUAGAUAGCUGGGCGUGUUUGGAGGGAAUGAUCUCGGUCGUACGGAGAACAGGGCAUUCUAGCUACUAUGUGGAGAAGGGUAUGAACGCUAUGGGUAAAUCACAAAAACAGUUGGGCGUACAGCCCGACCUCAAAAUAUGCGGGGGAGCAUUUCCAAUAUGGCUGGAGAAUGCACCAUGCUGUCCCAUCGCUGUCGUAGCCUGCUAUUCCGGGUCUAGUCAAGACGAUCACCAUCUGGUUGUGACCUCCGUCCGCGACUAUCUCAAGAAACUCGUCCGGGACAACCCACCCCCACCGGCACCUUCGACGAUGGCGACGUCGAUGGGUACCUCCAUGGGUACGUCGAUGGGCACGAGCGCGCUCGGGCAGAGCAUCCCGACCAUCAUGUCCACCAGCAUGGCGCACCAGCACACGGGCCACACCCACGCCCACUCGCAUACGGGCCGCCCUCCAAGCACGGAGUGGGUACGCGACCCGGCAUCGAGAGGGAUCCAGCAUCUGCACGACGAACACGACGAGUAUCAUGACCAUAGCGGAGAGCUGGAGUACAGGGAUUGAGGGAGGUCAUUGAAUCUUCGGGAUGGUGGCUGACGCGGCUUGGGCCUCCUUCAUGCACCAUGUUGUUCAAGGGAAACUCGUAGAUUGAAGCAGGAAGCCUACGCUACAUAUGCGCGAGCACACGCGCGCCUGGAUGUCAUAUAGCCAACAGUGUCAGUCGUCGAGGCGAGCAAUGUCAUGCAGCUGUGAUGUUAGGCUCUCGCGAUGGUGGUGAGGAAGGCGGUCGACCAAGCUCGACUCGGCCGUCGUUCGGUUGGCCACAGAUCACAGACUAUUGAGAGGAGUCAGGAUGCGCUUUUUUCUCUCUAGACAGUCUUGUUUUCUCCACAAUGCUCGAUUCCUCGUCCGACCCUCAACCUCCCCGCCUCGAUGGACCGCCUCACCCCAUGACCACGAUCACGAGUGUGGACAGGAGCACAAGCACGCAUAUGAGCAGAUCGUACUAGAUUAAGCCCACGCUGCACUGGACCGCG